Molecule: messenger RNA, 1233 nt
Organism: Oreochromis niloticus (Nile tilapia)
Lineage: Eukaryota; Metazoa; Chordata; Actinopteri; Cichliformes; Cichlidae
Product: CMP-N-acetylneuraminate-beta-galactosamide-alpha-2,3-sialyltransferase 1-like
Exons: 8
Coding region: 172-1158 (328 amino acids)
Biological process (GO): sialylation
Cellular component (GO): membrane
Molecular function (GO): beta-galactoside (CMP) alpha-2,3-sialyltransferase activity
Source: RefSeq, a predicted model, not a curated record
AAAACAUUGUGAAACAAGUCUGAUAUGAAUUAAUCUAGUUGGUGAAGCUGACUUUUUUCCCGAUCACAGCAAUCCUAAAACUGGAGCAGACGGGGAUCGAAUGACCAGCCUCGCAAUUAGUGGAUGACCUCAUCUAUCUCUUGAAGUAUAGCCACCCACUGAGUUUGAAGUAUGGAUCAGAUCCCCAUUCAAGAAUAUCAGGGUGCGAAGAUGCUUCCAAGGAAACCAUUAGUUUUCUUUGUCUUGCUGUGCGUCACUACCAUUGGAGUUUUUUCUAGAGCUUCAUGGAUUUUAACUGUGUACCAGGAUUCCUUCUUCCCUCAGAAUGGAAGUGUUUGUGCCUGCAACAAAUGUUUAAUGGAAUAUGACCAAUGGCUUAGUGAACGUACGAAAGAAUCUCCUGAGCCAUUUUUAUCACCCACAAACAAUAUCUCAGAGGAUACAUUUAACUGGUGGAAGCGCAUACAGUAUGACAGACGCAACUUCGCUUUCUACAAUAAAAUAGUGGACAAGGUGUUUCAGAUCUUCCCAACCAAAGUCAAUUUUACAAGAUCCAGCCCUGACCUUUGCAGGACUUGUGCUGUGGUUGGGAAUUCUGGCAAUCUCAAUGGAUCACAUUAUGGACCACUGAUAGACUUUCAUGAUAUUGUCAUAAGAAUAAACCGUGCCCCUACAAAAGGCUUUGAAAGAGAUGUUGGAAACAAAACAACAUACCAUGUGAUGUACCCACACAGUUAUAGAAAUUUGGACAACACCACUCAUCUUUUGUUUUUUCCAUUCAAAAUCUAUGAUUUACAGUGGUUAAUCCGGUUCUUUACUCAAAGGCAAGAAGAAACUGCUAAAUCGGGUUUAAACUCUAACAAGGAUUUGGUGAUGAUCCUUAGUCCAGCUUUCAUGAAAUAUGUCCAUCAGGUCUGGCUAAAACAGAAGGGCAGGUAUCCAUCCACUGGCUUUAUUACUUUGGUCCUAAGCCUGCACAUGUGUGAUGAGGUUAGUGUGUUUGGAUUUGGAGCAGACAAGAAUGGAAACUGGAACCAUUACUAUGAGCCAUUAAGAAACAAGCGUCUGCGAACUGGACAACAUCCCGGAAAGCUGGAAUAUCAGUUCAUUGUGAAACUUCACGAGCAACAGAAAAUAAAUUUUUUCAGAGGAUGGUAAUCGUUCCUCUUUUUUGUCUCUCUCAGGAGCAUUAAUUUAAGCAGUCCUCAAAACUUUAGAAUUAAAAUACUUUAG